Messenger RNA from Rana temporaria (common frog), 664 nucleotides. RefSeq names its product gastrula zinc finger protein XlCGF66.1-like. Lineage: Eukaryota; Metazoa; Chordata; Amphibia; Anura; Ranidae. The transcript is spliced from 4 exons. The coding region runs from base 102 to 596 and encodes 164 amino acids. The record is from RefSeq and is a predicted model, not a curated record.
CUGGGUGAGAGGUGAGUCGAGAGGAAGUAGAGAGAAGACGUUACUGGAAAUGACAGCAGAGAAGAUAACUCGCUGUCUACAGAGAAACCUGCAAUGAUCAUAUGACCAAACCAAGGAGGAUGGAGGAGCACCAGAGUCACAUGACUGAGAAGAUACUAAACCUCACCCUGGAGAUCAUUUACCUGCUGACCGGAGAGAGUAUUUCUCUUGUGAAGUCUGGAGAUCAUAUGACCAUCACAGUGCCUCCACCUCACUCCCUGACACCUGAGAUAAACAGUCAAAAGAAGAUUCUAGAAGUCACCAAGAAGAUAAUGGAGCUGCUGACAGGAGAGAGUGGAAACCCCUGGGAUAAUAAUAUAGUUGUUAAAGAAGAGUAUAAAGAGGAGGAUGAGGAAUAUGGAGUGAUGGAGGAGUUUUCAGAAGGACACAAGGAUCCCUUCAAGGAUAUUAUGAAGGAUUCCCCUAAUAACAGGAACCCACCAGAGAGAUGUCCUCGUCCUCUUUAUUCCCGGGAUUCCACACAGAAAGAUCACACCAUCCCUCACCAUGACAAGGUUGGUGGGGUUGAGCAUCUAGAACAUGUAUUUUUUAUGUGAUUGCAUAAUUUUAAAGGUUAUAGUUUACAGUUGUUAUUUUCUAGCAUUCUCUUGGUUUAGGGUGAAGA